UGUAUUUGAAAGCAGAUUCAUUUUGCAUUUGUUAGGGUGUUCAAAACCCUCCGUGGGGGCAAGUUGGUGGUGAGAGAGGAGGGCUCAGGGCGACGGUAGCAGCAGCCCUUCUUCGUCUGAGAACUAGCGGCAGUACGGAGCGAUGCGUUGAAGUUGGAAAAAAGACAGUAACAAAGGCCAGUAGAAGACCGUGUGGAUCGUACAUCAACAAGCAUGGAGUUCCCGCAACAGCAGAAACCGGCGGGGGACGGAAAAAUCGUCUAUCCUCCUGGAGUGAAAGAGAUCACGGACAAAAUCAGCAACGAUGAGGUGGUCAAACGAUUGAAGAUGGUGGUGAAGACCUACAUGGACAUGGAUCAAGACUCUGAAGAGGAGAAGCAGCAGUAUCUCAGCCUGGCACUCCACCUCGCCUCAGAGUUCUUCCUCAGGAACCCCAAUAAAGACGUACGGCUACUGGUGGCCUGCUGUCUGGCUGACAUCUUCAGGAUCUACGCCCCCGAGGCCCCUUACACCUCCCAUGACAAACUCAAGGACAUCUUCCUGUUUAUCACCAGACAGCUAAAGGGGCUAGAAGACACCAAGAGCCCUCAGUUCAACAGAUACUUCUACCUGCUGGAGAACCUGGCGUGGGUGAAGUCGUACAACAUAUGCUUUGAGCUGGAGGAUUGCAAUGAGAUCUUCAUCCAGCUCUUCAAAACACUCUUCUCUGUCAUCAAUAACAGCCAUAACCAGAAGGUUCAGAUGCAUAUGAUGGACCUGAUGAGUUCUAUCAUCAUGGAGGGAGACGGAGUCACACAGGAGCUGCUGGAUACCAUCCUCAUUAACCUCAUCCCUGCACACAAGAAUUUGAACAAGCAAGCGUACGAUCUUGCCAAGACCCUGCUUAAGAGGACCGUCCAGACCAUAGAGACGUGCAUCGCAAACUUCUUCAAUCAGGUUUUAGUGAUGGGCAAGUCGUCAGUCAGCGACCUAUCAGAGCACGUCUUUGACCUCAUCCAGGAACUGUUUGCCAUCGACCCUAUGCUGCUUACCUCUGUCAUGCCACAGCUGGAGUUCAAACUGAAGAGCAAUGAUGGCGAGGAGCGUCUAGCUGUUGUACGGUUGCUAGCGAAGUUGUUCGGGGCCAAAGAUUCAGAGCUGGCCUCGCAGAACAGACCACUGUGGCAGUGCUUCUUAGGACGGUUCAAUGACAUCCACGUUCCAGUGAGGCUAGAGUGUGUAAAGUUUGCCAGCCACUGCCUCAUGAACCACCCAGACCUGGCCAGAGACCUGACAGAGUACCUAAAGGUGCGUUCCCAUGAUCCAGAGGAAGCCAUCCGUCAUGAUGUCAUUGUCACCAUCAUCAACGCUGGGAAGAAAGACCUCAACUUGGUCAACGACCAGCUGUUGGGCUUCGUACGGGAAAGGACUUUGGACAAGAGGUGGCGUGUGCGUAAGGAGGCCAUGAUGGGCCUGGCUCAGCUUUAUAAGAAAUACUGUCUGCACCAUGAGGCUGGGAAGGAGUCUGCCCUGAAGAUCAGCUGGAUCAAAGACAAGCUGCUGCACAUAUACUAUCAGAACAGCAUCGAUGACAAGUUAUUAGUAGAGAAGAUCUUUGCCCAGUACAUGGUCCCUCACAGUCUUGACACGGAGGAGAAGAUGAAGUGUCUGUACUACCUGUACGCCUGCCUGGACACAAAUGCUGUCAAGGCUCUGAAUGAGAUGUGGAAGUGUCAGAACAUGCUCAGAGGCCUUGUCAAGGAGCUGCUGGACCUUCACAAGCUGCCAGUGUCUGAGGCCAAUAAUACUGCCAUGUUUGGGAAGCUGAUGAGUAUUGCCAAGAACCUGCCAGAUGCGGGAAAGGCCCAGGACUUCAUGAAGAAGUUUAACCAGGUUCUGGGUGAGGACGAGAAGCUCAGAGUCCAGUUGGAGAUGCUCAUCAGUCCGACCUGCUCCUGCAAACAGGCUGAGAUCUGUGUGAGGGAGAUCACUCGGAAGUUGACAUUCCCCAAACAGCCCACCAACCCCUUCCUGGAGAUGGUCAAGUUCCUGCUGGAGCGCAUCGCUCCCGUCCACAUCGACUCUGAGGCCAUCAGUGCUCUGGUGAAGCUGCUUAACAAGUCCAUUGAGGGCACGGCUGAUGAUGAUGAGGAGGGUGUUACCCCUGAUACAGCCAUCCGCUCAGGCCUGGAGCUACUCAAGGUCCUGUCGUUCACCCACCCCACGGCAUUCCACUCGGCAGAGACCUACGAGUCUCUGCUUCAGUGUUUGAAGAUGGAGGAUGACAAAGUGGCAGAGGCGGCCAUCCAGAUUUUCAGAAACACUGGGCAAAAGAUCGAGACGGAAUUACAACAGAUAAGAUCGACCCUGAUUCCCAUCCUGCAUCAGAAAGCUAAGCGGGGCACACCACACCAGGCCAAACAGGCCGUCCACUGUAUCCAUGCCAUCUUUAAUAACAAAGAAGUGCAGCUGGCACAGAUUUUUGAGCCUUUGUCACGUAGUCUGAACGCAGAUGUCCCAGAGCAGCUCAUUACUCCCCUAGUGUCAUUGGGCCACAUCUCCAUGCUGGCCCCAGAUCAAUUUGCUUCACCAAUGAAGUCUAUUGUGGCCAACUUCAUCGUGAAGGACUUGCUCAUGAAUGACAGGUCAGUGGGAAACAAGAAUGGCAAGCUGUGGACCACUGAUGAGGAAGUCUCACCUGAAGUUCUAGCUAAGGUGCAGGCCAUCAAGCUGCUUGUGCGUUGGUUGCUAGGAAUGAAGAACAACCAGUCCAAAUCAGCAAACUCCACCCUGCGCCUGCUGUCAGCCAUGUUGGUCAGCGAGGGAGACCUUACAGAGCAGAAGAAGAUCAGUAAAUCAGACAUGUCUCGUCUGAGGCUGGCUGCAGGUGGAGCCAUUAUGAAGUUGGCCCAGGAGCCUUGUUACCAUGACAUCAUCACACCUGAGCAGUUUCAGCUCUGCGGCCUUGUUAUCAACGAUGAAUGCUACCAGGUUCGUCAGAUCUUUGCUCAGAAGUUGCACUUGGCUCUCGUCAAACUGCUGCUGCCCCUGGAGUACCUGGCCGUCUUCGCCCUGUGUGCCAAGGAUCCGGUGAAGGAGCGCCGUGCCCACGCCCGACAGUGCCUCCUCAAAAACAUCUCCGUCCGCAGAGAGUACAUCAAACAAAACCCGCUCGCUCAGGAAAAACUUGUCUCCCUCCUUCCUGAGUACGUCGUCCCAUAUAUGAUCCACCUGCUUGCCCACGACCCAGACUUCACAAAACCACAUGAAUAUGAGCAGCUCAAAGACAUCAAAGAGUGCCUGUGGUUCAUGCUGGAGGUGCUGAUGACCAAGAAUGAGAACAACAGUCAUGCCUUUCUAAGGAAGAUGGUAGAAAACAUCAAACAGACCAAGGAUGCACAGUGUCCGGAUGAUGCAAAGGCCAAUGAGAAGCUGUAUAUUGUCUGUGAUGUUGCUCUCUUCGUGAUCGCCAACAAGAGCACUGCAUGUCACCUGGAUUCUCCAAAAGACCCUGUCUUACCUUCCAAGUUCUUCCUCAUACAGGACAAGGACUUCAAAAAUGAUAAAGAGUAUCUGUUGGCAGAUAUGAGACAAAUGCUGCUCACUGGGAAGCCUAAACCAGCUCCAGUGUUGGGAGCGGUGAACAAGCCUCUGACAGUACCAGGGAGGCGGAUCUUCACCAAGACCACCACAGCCUCAGACACAGCCAGCAACACCAGCACCAACUCCUCUCCACUGAGCUCCUCAACCAUCAACAAGAACAGUAACAGCAACGUUGCCACCGAGUCAUCAGAGAGCCGAGCGCAGGAGAACAAUGAGAACCCAGUAAUCAAGAAUGAUGAGGGGAAGAAGGAGGAGCCGAGUCAAAACGUGACUCCCGAUGCUGGGACAGAAGCAUCGCCUGUCAAAAGACGUGGCCGUCCACCUAAAACGGCUGCUGCUCCCUUAGCGGCUGAAAAAGAGGGAGCGGCGGCGCCGACAGGAGGGGGCGGAGCCGGCCGAGGCAGGAAGAGAGCGGCUGACCCCAACUCCAACCCGUCUGCAGAGUCAAUCAACAUCAAGAUGUCAAAACAGCAGCAGCAGAAUGAUGAAGGGACAAAGAGACAGAUUGACUUACAGAGCAAGUUUCCACUCGUGAGCAGAGAGGAGGUAAAAGUGAGAAAGCCUGGAGAGGAGACAGGGAGAGCUGUAGGGACAGUUGCCCUCCUCCUGGGCAGCGAGGGUGACACUGAGCUAGAGCUGGAAUCCAGCCCAGAGGGUGUUAUCUGUGACGGGAGGGACAGAGAGAGAUACCCCCUCCUGACACAAGGACAGACCAGCUGUGCAGCCAGGUCCAACACACACAGCCAGGGAGAUACCAAGUCCACAAGGAGGGUUGUCCCCUCUGGCAGGCAGGGAGAGCCCAACAGUGGAGUGAAGGUAAAGAGAAAACCGGUGAAGGUGAAAUCAAGACUGUAGAGAAUGGGCCAGAUUCUUCCUCAUAACCUUCCCAAUUCCCUACGUACAUGCUCCUCUGACUCUUAAAGCUUUCCUGGACACAUUAUGGACCUUUCGUAAAACACACACAUAAAGGAUACAUACACACCUGCGCACACACACACACCACUGAUAACCUAGAAGGUUUUAAACACCUUGUAGUCAUGAUUUGAAGCUCAUUGUAUGUAGGUCUUACUCAAAAAAACAUGUUAUUUUUUCCUUUGUGUUUGUUGCUCUUUGCUUCUUUUGUGGAGCCGUUUUUAAGAAAAAAAACAGGAUGGACAUUUUACAAACAUUUUAAUCUGGAUAUGAUUGUUGCUUAUUAAAUUCCCUGGGAAAAAUCCUA
Lates calcarifer (barramundi perch) is the source of this 4801-nucleotide messenger RNA. RefSeq names its product PDS5 cohesin associated factor A (gene pds5a). Gene Ontology annotation, biological process: mitotic sister chromatid cohesion; DNA repair. Lineage: Eukaryota; Metazoa; Chordata; Actinopteri; Centropomidae. Gene Ontology annotation, cellular component: nucleus; chromatin. The record is from RefSeq and is a predicted model, not a curated record.